CUAUUCUGAAUAAGGAAGAUUCUCCAUUACUUUGAAACUGCUUUUCAUUUGCAAGCUAUCAUUAACAGUUUUCAAUGGGUCGUGCUGCUUCAAUUUGUUCAAUCUGUUUAUCGACCUGCCGUAGUUCACGAAGUAAACAUGAAGCUCGAAACGUUCCCUUUUAAUUUAGCCCAGCAAUCAUGCGAAAUGAUCAAUAAAAGAAUGAAUACCUGGAGUGAAGCAGUCAACAUUAAAGUCAAAUGAGUUCAGACGAAUAACAUUUCAAUAGUCAUAGUGAAGCACAAUUUACCUGUGUGCGAGGAUCAAGAAGAUCCAUCUCGCGUUCAGCAAUUCGCAGCUCAACAAGUAGCUGCUGGUUGACAGCCGUUGAUGAAGCCCCUUCUGCUUCAUUCAACCUCUCCUUCACGUCUACUAUCUUGUCUAAACUGUUGGAUACCAUAUCUUGUGGGUGAGCAAUUGUAACAGGACGAAUAACGGUCCCAAUUCGCUCGCCUGCUACUCCAGCAUCAAACGUUACUGGCACAGCACACAUAUGCAUUGGUGCUACCACCUGACUUCUCUGGAUUGUGGGCGUCGGAAGUGGUUGGUUUAGCGUAUCCUUGA
Molecule: messenger RNA, 603 nt
Organism: Haemonchus placei
Lineage: Eukaryota; Metazoa; Nematoda; Chromadorea; Rhabditida; Trichostrongylidae
Source: the annotation of a GenBank genome assembly